AUCGAAAAAUAUAAGGGCCAACUAAUAUUCCUGCAAACGGGACUAACUUGUAAAAAUCUUAUCUUCCCCAGUGCUUCCAAGGAUUUUAAUUAACACCUUAAACCCUUCAAAAACCCACAAAAUCAACCCCAAUUCCUCUAAAUUGCUACCUUUAACUAUAAUCUAACCCAAUUUUAGAGUAAAAGCUGAUGAUUUUACAGCACUCAAUUUCCAUCUGUAAACUAUGGAGGCUGACAUCUCCACCAAACCUCUUCUUGUUUCGACCUUCUGCUGCUACUUAUACUUACCGACCGCAGUGUUGUCGAAUUAGAGCAUUUGGGUCUGCUGUUUCAGCAGCCAAAGUUGCUGAUACGAAUCAAAAUGAGACGUUUUUUGCUGAAGAAAGUGUUUCUUGGACCUCUUUGGGUGUCUCAGACACAUUAUCUCGUGCUCUUUCCAGUAUUGGCCUUCAUAGACCCUCUUUAAUUCAGGCGACUUGUAUACCAAGUAUACUUUCAGGUGCUGAUGUGGUGGUUGCUGCAGAGACUGGUAGCGGCAAGACUCAUGGUUACCUAGUGCCGUUGAUUGAUAAGCUAUGCCAAUUGUCUGAUAAUUCAGGGGCUAUUGCUGAUCAGGAUGUCAGGAAGCACCAUCGUCUUUCUCUUGUUCUUUGCCCCAAUGUUAUGUUAUGCGAGCAAGUGGUUCGAAUGGCUAAUAGUCUUUGCAAUGAUAGUGGUAAACCACUUCUCGGGGUUGCAGCUGUUUGUGGCCGACAGGUCUGGCCAGUAAAAGAACCAGAUGUAAUGGUGUCGACGCCGGCAGCACUUUUAAAUUAUCUCUACUCUAUAGAUCCAGAAAGGCGAAGACGUUCAGAGUUUAUACGCAGUGUUAAAUAUGUGGUUUUUGACGAGGCAGAUAUGCUGCUUUGUGGCAGUUUCCAGAACCAAGUGGUCCGACUUAUAAAUAUGUUUCGUUUUGAUGAGAAGCAGUUGUCUCGUUCUAAAAAUUCAGAACCUGAGAUGUCAUCGACCUCAGAUUUGGAAGAGUUUAGAGACCUAAAAGCAGAUUAUGGUGAAGAUGAAAAUGAAGAUGAAGAUACUGAAGUUGGUGAGGAUGGUGCAAAUUUAGAAGCAGACACACGGGGGUUAAAGAAAAAAGAUUGGCGAAGAGUGAGAAAGAUAUAUGAGCGGAGCAAGCAGUACAUUUUUGUUGCAGCUACUCUUCCUGAAAAUGGGAAGAGAACUGCUGGAGGAGUUUUGAAGCGGAUGUUUCCUGAUGCUAGAUGGGUUAGUGGAAAUUAUCUUCAUCAGCACAGCCCAAGGUUGGAGCAGAGGUGGAUUGAAGUUUCAGUUGAUACCCAAGUGGAUGCUCUCAUCGAUGCUGUGAAAAAUGGAGAUUCUAUGGUAGAUAGUGUUCCUGGAGUGCUCCGAACCAUGGUCUUUGCAAAUACUGUUGAGGCUGUGGAAGCUGUUGCUAAAAUUUUGACAGGAGCAGGGCUUGAAUGUCUCCGCUACCAUAGUGAUAGCUCUUUGGAGGAGCGCACACAGAAUUUACUUGAUUUCCAGCAGAAAGGUGGUGUUUUUGUGUGCACUGAUGCUGCAGCACGUGGUCUUGACAUUCCAAAUAUUUCACAUGUUAUUCAGGCAGAGUUUGCCACGUCUGCUGUAGAUUUUUUGCACAGGGUUGGUCGUACAGCAAGAGCGGGCCAACCUGGCCUCGUUACAAGUCUCUAUAGAGAAUCAAACCGUGAUCUCGUUGCUGCCAUUCGUCAUGCAGAAAAAAUUGAUGAACCAGUGGAGAAGGCAUUUAGCAGAAAAAGGAGCUUUCGCAAUAAAAUCAAGAAAAGAGGCAGAGAAGCUUCCCCCGUGAGGUGAAGAUGUUCUGAUUUUGACUUUGUAACAUCUUUUUGCAUUUGUUUCUCACACAGGUUGUAUUUUACUGUAAUAUCCUUAGACAGUAAAAGAAAUGAGUGCAGAGUAUUUGAAAGUUUUCACAUGA
Nicotiana attenuata is the source of this 1977-nucleotide messenger RNA. Its product is annotated as DEAD-box ATP-dependent RNA helicase 22. NCBI's taxonomy places the organism in Eukaryota, Viridiplantae, Streptophyta, Magnoliopsida, Solanales, Solanaceae. Bases 189 to 1853 code for a protein of 554 amino acids. Gene Ontology annotation, molecular function: ATP binding; RNA helicase activity; RNA binding. Gene Ontology annotation, cellular component: chloroplast. The record is from RefSeq and is a predicted model, not a curated record. The transcript has 7 exons.